Molecule: messenger RNA, 1041 nt
Organism: Aspergillus calidoustus
Lineage: Eukaryota; Fungi; Ascomycota; Eurotiomycetes; Eurotiales; Aspergillaceae
Source: the annotation of a GenBank genome assembly
AUGGCAGACCGUGAGCUCAACAUCCUCGCCCUCGACGGCGGCGGCGUCCGCGCCCUGUCGACGCUGUACAUUCUCAAGAACAUCAUGGAGGCCAUCGACCGCGAGAACCCGCCCAAACCCUGCGACUUUUUCGAUAUGAUCGGGGGAACUGGGUCCGGUGGACUGCUCGCGAUUAUGCUCGGCCGGCUGAAGAUGGACAUCGACCAGUGCAUCACGGGCUACACGCGGCUGUGCAAACAUGUCUUCGGUCGCAAGAAGCGCCUCUCGCUGACGGGGAUGGGGUCCAUGACCAAGCGCAAGUCCAAGGCGAAGCAUGAUGCGCAGCGCGUGGUGUUUGCGCUCAAGUCGAUUCUCCGGGAACUGGGGCACGAGGAUCGCGAGAUCCUCCUGCAGGAUGUGGAUUUGUCGUGUCGCGUCUUCGUCUGCGUAACCGACGCCGCAACACACAAGCUCGUCCCCCUCAGCACCUAUCCCAGCAAAUACUGCCCAACGGAACUCUACAAGAGCACGAAAAUCUGGGAAGCCGCCGCCGCAACCUUUGCGAGCCCCUCCCUCUUCGAUCCCAUCACCCUCGGCCCCUCACGCCGCCGCUUCACCGACUCCUCCGCCCAGGCCAACAACCCCAUCCGCGAAGUCUGGAUCGAAGCAAAAAACGUCUGGCGGCUGACAACCCUCGAGUCGCAACUCCGGUGCCUCGUCUCCAUCGGCACGGGGCUACCGACAAUCAAGCGCUCGAAGCCUAGCGGCGGCGUCUUUGGCUUUUCAACAGCGAAGAGCGCAGACACGAGCGUUGCGGAUCCCGAGGUCGAGACGAACAAGUUCAUACAGGAGCAUAGCGAGCUAGACGAUGACGGGAGAUUGUAUCGGUUUGACGUGCCCAAUGGGCUUGCAGAGAUUGAGCUCGAUUCGGUGGCCGAGAUGGAGACGAUUGUGGAUGCGACGCAGGAGUAUCUGGCCAAGGAGCUGGUGUAUAAGCAGGUGCGGCGCUGUGGGAAGGCGCUGGCGAGGCCGGGGAGUAGUGAGCUUUCGUAUGGGAGAUGA